AUUUGUAUUCCUCCUAUCUAUCCUGUAGUCUUGGGUAUAUUUAUAGUCACUCCUUAGGUCUUCUCAAGUAUUUAUUAUUAUUUAUUCCCUUCCCCGGCUUUGCGAGAAAUAACGUUACCCAAAUUACCCCCAACUGUGCUCGUUGAAUAAUAUUUGCUGACCCCAACAUGCUCCCGAAGCCGCCAAAAUGAAAACAAAAAAAGUUAUAUUUCUCCCCACCAAAAACCUAAAAAAUUAUAUUUAAUAUCCUUCCUCCAACCCACUUUGCCCUCGGCACCGUUCGCACCUAACCUCCACUCCUCCCUUUCUUUCCCUCUGGAAAAAAUAAAGUGAAAAGGGAGAGGUCAAUUGGGGGGAAAAAAACACAAAAAAAUAAAAAAUAAAAAUAAAAAUAAAGAAUAGGAAAACCUGCCGACACAAGCCAAACCAAACCAUGGCCAUCCUCUCCUACCUCGUCACCGGCCUAACCUCCUACUUCGCCAUCACCGUCUCCCUCUUCGGCCUCUCCCUCAAAAUCCCCCGCGCCGGCUUCUUCGCCCGCUGCCUGGCCGCCUAUGCCUGCCUCAUCGCCUGCGCCUCCUACGGCCUCGUCGCCUCCAUCGUCCUGCGUCUAGUCGGCUACGGCGGCCUGUCGCAGUGGACCGUCGCACGCAGCUUCAAAUGGGCCAUGCGCCUGUGCACGGGGACCUACUUUGAGAUCGUCUCGGGCUCGGAAUACCUCAGCACGCGGCCCGCCGUGUUCAUCACGAACCACCAGACGGAGCUGGAUGUGUUGUUGCUCGGCACGAUCUUCCCGCCGUACUGUAGCGUGACGGCGAAGAAGUCGCUGUCGCGCGUGCCGGUGUUGGGAUGGUUCAUGACCCUGUCCGGCACGGUGUUUAUUGACCGGGCGAACCGGGAGACGGCCGUGAAGGCGUUUGAUGGGGCGGCGGAGCAGAUGCAGAGGGAGAGGCAGAGUGUGCUUAUCUUCCCCGAGGGGACGAGGAGUUACUCUGCGGAGCCGGCGUUGCUGCCGUUUAAGAAGGGGGCUUUCCAUUUGGCGGUUAAGGCGGGCGUGGAUAUUGUCCCUGUUGUGGCGGAGAAUUAUGCGCAUUUAUUGGAUGUGAAGAAGUUGCGCUUUGAGGCUGGGAUGAUUCGGGUUAAAGUCCUCCCACCGCUUAGCACCAAGAACCUACAAACCAGCGAUGUCGACGAGCUGACCACGAAGACACGGGAAUCAAUGCUGGAAGUUAUCCAGGAUAUGUACAAGACGAGAGAAGCCCGGUAUACGGAAGAAGCCUCCGCUUCCUCCAUCCCUACGAACCGUGUUGCAAUGCCUCCCCAUGCCUCGUCCACCUCCACCGCCAUUGAGACUUAAUUAAAGUCAACACCAAUCAAAUAAUUUGAAAAAAAAGGAAACUAGCUAGAGAGAAACGGAUAUGUCACCACCUACUCUUGUUCCCUUCGCCUUGGUACGCUCUAUAAAUCACAUGGACUAAAUAGCCCGCCAGUGGAAACGAAAUACAAAGCCCUCCUCGCUCACAUUUAUCGACCUUACAUGCCCCUCCUCUGUAAUACCGGCAUACCGCACGAUAAAACGGGCGGCAUUCCUCUUUCGAUUCUUUUAUUUCCUAAUUUCUAUCUACUCCACGAAGGAAAACGGCAAACGGCAACUGUUGUAUAUACAUUCAAUGGGGAAGGAGAUCCACUACGGAUGGCGGGAUUUACGAAAGCCUUAUUCACGCAUGCUGACGCACCACACCCAUCCGCCGCCUCUACACAAUAAGAGAUAUAUCCUAGCACAAGGGAUUAUCUUAAAACAACUGUUUCGACUGACCUGGAGGCCAAGAUGGGAUGGCAACUAGAAGCGCUUUUCCGACUGCGGAGCAGGAGGCCAUAGAGGAAUGGGGGUUUCUUUUCUUUUCCGUUUCUUUCUUUUCCUUUCUUGAUACCUAUUUCGAUUCUUUCUUAUUUCCGUAUCCGUUUCUAUCCUCCGCUAUCCACUUCUACGGUAUUUCGCCACAAGGUUGAAAAGAAAACAACAGGGAGAAAGAAAAGAAAGGGGAAAAAAAGCUUCACACUUAAACUUAUGGCCAGGCAUCCUACUCUACUUGCCUCCGUCCGUCACCCCUCUCUUUUCCGUCUUGAUGCGCCUGGCCUUUCUUACAGCCUCCGUAUAUAUCAUGUAUUAUGCAUUUCCAGCGCGUUCCGGAGUUUUUCCCCCCCUUUCAUCGACCCCCCUCUUUUUGUUAUAUUUCGUAUUUAUUCGCGAUUUCUUUAUUCCUUCUCCCUUCCAUUUCCAUGUCUAGAAGCAGUGAGGCUUUCUAAGACAGCAAGCAGUCUAUGCUGCUUUCUGUAUGGAGACACUAUACUGUGAUUAAUAUCAUCAUGAUACUAGACGGAUAGACAGAUGAAUGCAAAAUGUAUAGAUUUUUUUUUUUUUUUUUUUUUU
Molecule: messenger RNA, 2431 nt
Organism: Blastomyces gilchristii SLH14081
Lineage: Eukaryota; Fungi; Ascomycota; Eurotiomycetes; Onygenales; Ajellomycetaceae
Product: 1-acyl-sn-glycerol-3-phosphate acyltransferase
Exons: 2
Coding region: 434-1357 (307 amino acids)
Biological process (GO): phosphatidic acid biosynthetic process
Cellular component (GO): membrane; endoplasmic reticulum
Molecular function (GO): 1-acylglycerol-3-phosphate O-acyltransferase activity
Source: RefSeq, a predicted model, not a curated record